Molecule: messenger RNA, 1260 nt
Organism: Trichosurus vulpecula (common brushtail)
Lineage: Eukaryota; Metazoa; Chordata; Mammalia; Diprotodontia; Phalangeridae
Gene: DCPS
Product: decapping enzyme, scavenger
Exons: 7
Coding region: 10-1134 (374 amino acids)
Biological process (GO): deadenylation-dependent decapping of nuclear-transcribed mRNA
Cellular component (GO): P-body; nucleus
Molecular function (GO): RNA 7-methylguanosine cap binding; hydrolase activity
Source: RefSeq, a predicted model, not a curated record
CGAGGUAGCAUGGCGGACCCAUCAGUUCAACCCGGCAAGAGAAGACGCGAGGAGGAGGAGGAGAAGGAGAAGGAGGAGGAGUCGGUCCUGGCUCCUGGGCCAGGAGGCGAUAAAGAGCCCGUUGGGAACGGAACCGCCGCUUCCAGCCAUUUCCCUUUCUCUGGCUUCCGACUGCAGAAAGUGCUCAGAGAGUCUUCGCGGGAUAAAAUAAUUUUCCUCCACGGGAAGGUAAACGAGACCUCAGGGGAUGGAGAAGGGGAUGAUGCAGUUGUUAUUCUUGAGAAGACUCCCUUCCAAGUGGACCAGGUGGCUCCGCUCCUGCUUGGGAGCCCUGAACUCCAGUUACAGUUCUCCAAUGACAUCUACAGCACCUAUAAUCUGUUCCCACCGAGGCUGCUGAGCGAUAUAAAGACAACUGUGGUUUACCCUGCCACAGAGAAGCACCUGAAAAAGUACUUACGCCAGGACCUCUAUUUGGUCCGGGAGACUGGGGACGAUUACAAGAACAUCACUCUACCCUAUCUGGACUCACAGAGCCUCAGCAUCCAGCUCCCUCUCUCUGAGCUGGGAUGGGGAGUUUUGACUGUUGGUGCCAAGAGUAUGAAAAAGCAGAGAAGGGGAAAGAAGAGGUAUUUGAGCAAGUGGGUGUAUAAUAUUCUGGAGAAGAAGGCCGAGGCUGAUCGGAUUGUAUUUGAGAACCCAGAUCCUUCAGAUGGCUUUGUUCUCAUUCCUGACCUUAAGUGGAAUCAAAAGCAAUUAGAUGACCUCUACCUAAUUGCCAUCUGCCAUCGACGGGGGAUCAAGUCCCUACGAGAGCUCACUGGGGAACAUUUACCCCUACUCAGGAACAUCUUGCAAGAGGGGCAGGAGGCCAUCCAGCGGCACUACCAAGUGAAGGAGGACCAUCUUCGAGUUUACCUGCACUACCAGCCCUCUUAUUACCAUCUGCAUGUGCACUUCACUGCCUUGGGCUUCGAGGCACCUGGCUCGGGUGUGGAGCGGGCACACCUGCUGGCUGAUGUGAUUGAGAAUCUAGAACGUGACCCACACCAUUAUCAGCAGCGCACCCUUACCUUUGCCUUGAGGGCUGAUGAGCCUCUGCUUAAGCUCUUCCAAGAGGCAAAGAAGAGCUGAGGUGCCCACACAGAGGGGCUCUCCUUAGGGAGAUGAAGGGAAUUUUUGUUACUGUGUUGGGUUUUUAAAAUAUCUUUUUGUACUGGUUUGUUUUCUGUAUCAAUUAAUAAAAUUUCUGGUUUACUA